GCUGUCCACGCGCACUCGUCCUGAAAAGCAAAGUCCGGAGCUUCCCGUGUUGAGGCGCUGGGAGUAUCGGAGGAGAGCGGCGGCUGCAGCACAUGUCUGGUCUCUGAGUUGGUGAAGUCCUCCACCUGCACUGCUAUGACAGCUGCGCAUCCAGUGUUGGGUGUGCCAAACAUCUCCAGAGUCACAUUUGCGCUUUGUACCAGCAUAAGUGUGGGCGCGGAUGAUUUGACUUUAUUGUAUAACCAUCACUCACCACAAUUUUCUUAGUGUUGUUUUUUUUCUUUUCUUUUUCUUUUUUUUCCCCCCAGACCAGAUGUUCUGGGGAGUCUCACAGCUGCUGUUGCGGAUGCCCAGUGACUGUAAAUGUUUUUCAGUUUUAGUUUUUGCUGAUGUAGUGCUGGUCAGGAGGCUGAGGCUGAAGUUGAAGUGCCGCUCUUGAAGGCGUGAGCUCCAAAUGCAUUCGCUCCUGGGCCGGGAGAAGAAAGAAGAAGAAGCAGGGUUUGGGAUUGAUCUGACUCUGUCUCCGGGCUUUCUGCCCCAAGCUGCUACCAUGUUCAGCUGUGUGGGCUGCUUCUGGGUGCUCCUGUCCUCCGUUCUGGUCGCCGUCUGCAGUUUCAGCUUCAUAUCCCCUGCUUGGAUUGUUAAGGAUCAGCUAAGGAGCAACCAGCAUCACCACCAGCACAACAACAAGGACUCCGUGAGCUUCGGCUUGCUGUGGCACUGCUCGGAGUCUCUGGAUCACAUGUACCGGUGCUACACCUUCGGGGGACUGGGCAAAUUUGCAGAGAUCCCUUCCAGCUCCUGGCAGACCAGUGCGGUGCUGUGUUCAGGAGGCUGUGCUCUUCUGGCUGUCAGCUCCCUGUUGGCCAUCAUCACCAUCUUCCUGCCCAGUGGAGGAUGUGAGAGAAGGAUCUGCACCCUGGCUGGAUACAUGCAGAUGGCUGCAGUGUUCAUCAUGGCGACCGGACUGCUGGUGUACCCUUUCGGCCUGAACUCCAUACUGGUCCGGUCCUUCUGCGGAGACUCUGACAUCUACUACGCUGGCGAGUGCCAGAUCGGCUGGGGCUACAUGCUGGCUAUAGUGGGAGUCAUGCUCACCGUCUUCUUGCCCUUUUUUGCUAAAUAUGCACCGAAGGAGCAGCUGUCCCCUACCCCGCUGCCCACGCUCUUAUAGUUAUGUCUUGUUUUUCUUCUCCUCUUCCUGACGACCCUCUCUAAUCUGGGCUUAAUGUCACACGAAGAUACCUGCAUCGUGUUUUUUUUGUUUGUUGUUUUUUUGUUUUAAAGACGAUGCUGCUUGGGAAGCCCCCUCUGAGCAAGAACUAAAGCUGACGGCAGAAACAAGAAAACAAACCGUCUUCCUGCGUCUCUUCGUUAUUAAUCCAGUCAAUUUAAACGGGACGUUUUCCGCUGUAACAAUACUCUGCGGUUACGAUUAGUGUUUUCCAGUUUGACACAUCUGUCUUCUUCCUGGCAGGUUUGGAGAUGAAGCAGUCAGAAGACGCAAAGACUGAUGAAACUGAGAAAAUGACUGCAAACAUAACAAAUAUGAAAAAUGUUAGGAUUUCCUUUCCUUUCUUUUUUUAUGAUAAGAAACAAGUCAGCGUACAGUAUGUAACAUUCCAACGCAGACUGGAAGCAUGAAAAUAAGUGGCGGUAUAACUCAAGCAAUCGAAUAAUAUUUCACUAGGAGGUUUUCAGAAACAUUAAACUUUGAAAACAGAGCCAAUGUGAUCAAUCAAGUGAAAAAAAUCCACACGUCAGGACCUGCGUGUCUGGCUGAGGUGUUGAGACUGUAAAUACGUUGUGGAUUUAACUGAGCUGAUGUUUGAGCUUUCAGAACAACACUUUAAUGAGAGAACGCUGGCGCUUUGAAGGAUUUUUUUUCCCCCUCAGACUUUUUCUGCCUCCCGGUUUUUAUGACCAGGCUAGCGAACCAGUGGGUGUCGAGGAGACGUCACAGCUUUCAAAGACAUCGCUUUUUAGUAGCUGCCGCAAAGAACGGGACAAAACACACAGCACCAGACCUGCUGUGAGGACGAAUGGAAAACUGUCUCUUCAAAGAGGCGACUCGUGAUGACUAACGAGUAGUUGUUUCAGAAUGGUGUUGUGAAAAAAAAAAAAAAAAAAA
Molecule: messenger RNA, 2131 nt
Organism: Oreochromis aureus
Lineage: Eukaryota; Metazoa; Chordata; Actinopteri; Cichliformes; Cichlidae
Product: transmembrane protein 211
Exons: 3
Coding region: 455-1174 (239 amino acids)
Cellular component (GO): membrane
Source: RefSeq, a predicted model, not a curated record